AUGUUCCGUAAUACUUGGGCAACGAAGGCAACCCUGCUGGUUGCCCUUUCCUUGUUAUGUUUCAUCCUUCCAACCUCCGAGGCUGCGAAGAAGAAGAAGGGGAAAGGCAACAAGAACGCAAAGGGAGCUAAGAAAGCUGGUUCCGAUCCUCUCAAGUGUGGUGUUUGCAUCGCAGCUGUUGCAGAGAUCCAGAAAGAACUUCAGACUACAGAGAACUCCACCAGCACGCUGGACCUCCGCUGGGGUUUGACAGCAGAAGUCACUGAAGGAAGGGCAAAGCGCAUCGGCAAGGUGAUCCCUUACAAGCGCUCUGAGCUCCGAUCCAUUGAGGUCAUGGAGAAAGUAUGUGAAACGAUGAAGUCGUACGCGAAAUACGAGCGCGUGAAGGGAGAAAUACAGCUGAUGAAGACCACCAACGUGACGGCCCUCGAGGCGGAGUAUCCCGAGGCUCAACGCAUUAAAAGGGACUCGGAGGAAUCGCAGAAAGAUCGUAGCAAGUUCGAACGAUUCUGUGAAGAGCUGGUUGAGAAGAGUGAGGAGAGCAUCGUUCAAUCUGUGAGGAAUGGCGACAACAACUCCGCCAUGGUGGACGCUGUCUGCUACGGAGAGGAGGCCGUGUGCGGCAAGGAGAGGGCUAAAUGCCAGCCAGGCUCCUACAGUAGCUACAUGGGACUUGCUCCAUGCAGCCUCUGCGAGCAGGGCACGUACCAGACGGAGGAGGGGCAGACAGGCUGCGUUGAAUGUGCCGCUGGCUUCAACACCUCACUUCGAGGAUCCGCAUCGGACGCAAAUUGCACUGCUAUCUGCAAGCCUGGAAGCUUCAGCGACAACGGACUAGAGCCUUGCUCUCCCUGCGGCGUUGGCGCGUAUCAGCCUGAGGCAGGAAGCAAACAGUGCCACGCGUGCCCGGAUGGAAAGAACACAGAGGCGACCGGCGCCAUGUAUGUGACUGAGUGCGUGUCCAAGUGCGGAGAUGGCAGGAAGUCUACGGAGGAGGAGUGCGACGACGGCAACGUGUACCCUGGUGAUGGAUGCGACCACCAGUGCAAGGUAGAAGCUGGCUCAGCCUGCUCCUUCUUGAGCUCCGUCGGAUCCAAGAGCGAGUGCAACAAGGUGGUCUGCGGAGAUGGGAAGCGACAGAACUCCACGGACGGGACGGUGAUCGAGAUCUGCGAUGACGGCAACGUUGCCAACGGGGACGGAUGCUCCUCGACCUGCGGAGUGGAACCUGGCUUCUCCUGUGAUCUCAACAAGGACAAGACGGAGUGCCACGAGGUCAAGUGCGGAGACGGUGUGCAGGAGAUCUCUUCGGAUGGCUCGCGAGACGAGAAGUGCGACGAUGGCAACGAGAAGGACGGCGACGGCUGCGACAGCUCCUGCAAGCUUGAGGAGGGCUUCAUCUGCAGCGGACGCUACGGUCAGAGAACUCUUUGCUACCCCGUUACCUGCGGCGAUGGGCUCAGGGAGACCUCGGGAAGCAAGCAGGAGGCUUGCGAUGACGGAAACACGGAGGACGGAGACGGUUGCUCGAGCACCUGCAGCAUUGAGUCCGGCUUCCAAUGUGAGCCGAUGUCGGGAAGCAGGAGGGGAAGGAGCAACGCAAUGGGUGUAGAAGGCUUCUUGACGCAAGGGAUGGACAACUGUACUCGCAUCCCUGGCUCGAGCAACGAGACCGGAGGGGAAGAGAAGAAGGAGGGAGGGUUCUUCUCCAACCUCUUCGGGGGCAGCAAAGCAACGGAGCCGCAGGCGUCGGAGCUGUAAGAGGCCAUGGAAGAUGCAAGGAUCUUUAUCAUGUCAUACAACAAUAAUAAAUCAAAGCUUUAUCUGUC
Guillardia theta CCMP2712 is the source of this 1829-nucleotide messenger RNA. RefSeq lists its product as hypothetical. Lineage: Eukaryota; Cryptophyceae; Pyrenomonadales; Geminigeraceae. The coding region runs from base 1 to 1761 and encodes 586 amino acids. The record is from RefSeq and is a predicted model, not a curated record. The transcript has 9 exons.